CUUUAGCGGAUAUCAACAUGGCCUCAGUAAAAUUGUUCUUUAUUGCUAUUUUGGUUGUAGCUCUAUCCCUUAACACCUCAGCUGCAGUGUUGAACCCUAGUUCGACUGCCAAACCCAGAUUUGAGACGAAAGACCGAAAACUAAGUGCUGGCGCUCUGCAGUCACUCGCUGGUUAAUUACUAUAGAAAGCUAUAGAUAAAAUUGUCAUUAUAAAAAUGGACCAAAAAUAAAUUAUUUUCAACG
Molecule: messenger RNA, 243 nt
Organism: Drosophila melanogaster (fruit fly)
Lineage: Eukaryota; Metazoa; Arthropoda; Insecta; Diptera; Drosophilidae
Gene: Acp95EF
Product: accessory gland protein 95EF
Exons: 2
Coding region: 18-176 (52 amino acids)
Cellular component (GO): extracellular region
Source: RefSeq, marked reviewed